Messenger RNA from Lottia gigantea (owl limpet), 342 nucleotides. RefSeq lists its product as hypothetical. The transcript has 3 exons. The record is from RefSeq and is a predicted model, not a curated record. The coding region runs from base 1 to 342 and encodes 113 amino acids. Lineage: Eukaryota; Metazoa; Mollusca; Gastropoda; Lottiidae.
AUGAAAGGUGCAGUUGUUUUACUCGUGGCUAUGGUAGUAAUGAUGGGUCAGACUGAUGCGUGGAGAUUUUGGAGAACAGCUGCAUCAGUAGCUGCUGGCGCCAUUUUUUUAGGUAAGAGAGACGUAGAAGAUGCCGAUUUCAAAGCUGAACUUAAAACAGCUGCUGAAGAUGGUGUUUUAACUGAUGAAGAAAUCAAAUCUGUAUUUGUUCUUGAUGACAAAGGUUUGGAUAAAUUCAAAGAAACUUAUGACAUGAACGAUGAUGGAACUAUACAAGUUACAGAGUAUGAAGCAGUUGCAUCUCUCGCCAAAAGUAGUAAGAAAUACCGACCAUCCAGUUGA